This is a messenger RNA of Antechinus flavipes (yellow-footed antechinus), 9744 nucleotides long. RefSeq names its product ATP binding cassette subfamily A member 5 (gene ABCA5). Lineage: Eukaryota; Metazoa; Chordata; Mammalia; Dasyuromorphia; Dasyuridae. Gene Ontology annotation, biological process: transmembrane transport; lipid transport. The record is from RefSeq and is a predicted model, not a curated record. Gene Ontology annotation, cellular component: membrane; intracellular membrane-bounded organelle. Gene Ontology annotation, molecular function: ATP hydrolysis activity; lipid carrier activity; ATP binding. The transcript has 40 exons. Bases 676 to 5610 code for a protein of 1644 amino acids.
CGAACAGUGCAAGGUCAGAAGUCUCCAGGUCGCUUGCCUAGCUGUUUGCCGCAUCCCCACUUUGCCCUAGGGGACUCCGUGGGUGCGCUCUGCUCCAGGCGGGGCGGGGCUCGCGCCUCCUGGCUCCGCCCCUUUCCUCCCUCCUGCCUGGCGUCUCCGAGGCCGGAGGAGCAGGUGGGCAGCCCCCAGCACAGCAGUUGCUCUUGACGCUGCUACCGACGCCGCUUCUGCGCCUUGCUUUGCCCAUUUUCCCCUCUGCCGCCCUCUCCUUUCCCUACCCCCUUCCCGCCCCAGAGAAAAAGAAUUUAAAAAAAAAAAAAAAGAGAAAAAACAGAUCUGUCGCACUUCCUCCGCAGUCGGGCGCCCCCCAGUGCGAGAGCGAAGCCCAAGGGCCUGAAGUGAAGAAGCGAAGGGAAAAACCGGAGCUGGAGCCCGGGGAGCCCCGCGUCGGUCAGUGAAACCGACCGACUAAGGCAGCUGGCCACCCACAAGAUUGUUGAUUUGUAAGCUGCCGUCUUGGGAGGUUGGGAGGGAGAGUGGCGGCGGCAGGGGAGUCUCCUUGGAGUAGAGAGUUGGAGGACGUGGAGGAGAGAAGAGGCUACCUGCACUGCUUUGGUGAUCUGUUUGGGGCUUCUAGCAGGAAAUCUUCACCUGGGCUCAAUUAAUCCAGACAACAUGGCUACAGCAAUUAGAGAAGUGGGAGUAUGGAGGCAAACUCGAACUCUUUUACUCAAGAAUUAUCUAAUUAAAUGUAGGACUAAAAAAAGUAGUGUUCAGGAAAUUAUUUUUCCACUUUUUUUUUUAUUUUGGUUAAUAUUAAUAAGCAUGAUGCAUCCAAAUAAGAAGUAUGCAGAAGUACCUGAUACAGAACUUGACCCUUUGGAUAAAUCUGUCCUGUCUGACUUCAUUAUUGCAUAUGCUCCAGUGACUAAUGUUACAAGAAACAUCAUGAAUAUAGUGUCUUCUCAUUAUCUUCCUGAUGUCAUAAUUACUGAAAAGUAUGCAAAUGAAAGAGAAUUGCAAGAAGCCAGUCUUUCUAAACCUACCAGUUUUGUGGGUGUGGUUUUCAAAGACUUCAUGUCCUAUGAACUGCGGUUUUUUCCUGAUAUGAUCCCAGUAUCUUCUGUCUACAUGAAUUCUAGAGCUGGUUGUUCAAAGUCAUGUGAGGCUGCUCUAUACUGGCACUCAGGGUUCAUAGCUUUACAAACCUCCAUUGAUGCUGCAAUUAUACAGAUAAAGACCAAUUAUUCAGCCUGGGAUGAAUUGGAGUCUACUAAAGCAGUUGUCAUGGGAGAAACUGCUGUUAUAGAAAUAGAUAACUUUCCUCGAGGAGUAAUUUUAAUUUAUCUAGUUAUAGCUUUUUCCCCUUUUGGAUACUUUUUGGCAAUUCAUAUUGUGGCUGAAAAAGAAAAAAAGUUGAAAGAGUUUUUAAAGAUAGUGGGGCUUCAUGAUACUGCUUUUUGGCUUUCUUGGGUUCUAUUAUAUACAAGUUUGAUUUUUAUUAUGUCUCUUCUCAUGGCAGUCAUUGCAACAGCUUCUUCAUUAUUUCCUCAAAGUAGCUGUUUUGUGAUAUUUCUUCUUUUUUUCCUGUAUGGAUUAUCUUCAGUUUUCUUUGCCUUAAUGCUUACACCACUUUUUAAAAAAUCAAAACAUGUGGGAAUAGUUGAAUUUUUAGCCACGGUGGCAUUUGGAUUUGUGGGCCUUUUGAUUGUAUUGCUGGAGGAUUUCCCUAAGUCUUUAGUAUGGCUCUUUAGCCCCUUCUGUCAGUGUACAUUUUUAAUUGGCAUUGCACAGGUCAUGUAUCUAGAAGAUUUAGAUGAAGGUGCUUUGUUUUCCAACUUGAUCAAAGGUCCUUAUCCUCUUAUCAUUGCCAUUAUAAUGCUGGUACUCAAUAGUGUAUUUUACAUCCUCUUAGCUGUUUAUCUUGAUCAAGUCAUUCCAGGUGAAUUUGGACUGCGAAGAUCAUCUUUAUAUUUUUUGAAGCCUUCAUAUUGGUCAAAGAACAAAAGAAAUUAUAAAGAGCUAUCUGAAAGCAAUAUAAAUGGAAAUCCUGGUUUUAGUGAGAUUAUUGAACCUGUUUCUUCAGAAUUUCUAGGAAAAGAAGCUAUUAGAAUCAGUGGCAUUCAAAAAACAUUCAGAAAGAAAAGUGAAACUGUGGAGGCACUAAGAAAUUUAUCCUUUGACAUAUAUGAAGGUCAGAUUACAGCAUUACUUGGCCAUAGUGGAACAGGAAAAAGCACAUUAAUGAACAUUCUUUGUGGACUCUGCCCACCUUCAGAUGGGCUUGCAUCUAUUUAUGGACAUAGAGUCUCAGAAAUUGAUGAAAUGUUUGAAGCAAGAAAAAUGAUUGGAAUUUGCCCACAGUUAGAUAUAAAUUUUGAUGUACUGACAGUGGAAGAGAAUUUGUCAAUUUUGGCUUCUAUCAAAGGGAUUCCAGCCAACAGCGUGAUACAAGAGGUACAGAAAGUUUUACUAGAUUUGGAUAUGCAAGCCAUCAAAGAUAACCAAGCAAAAAAAUUAAGUGGAGGUCAGAAACGAAAACUAUCACUGGGUAUUGCUGUUCUUGGAGAUCCCAAGGUAUUGCUACUAGAUGAACCAACUGCUGGAAUGGAUCCUUGCUCACGUCAUAUUGUUUGGAAUCUCUUGAAAUAUAGAAAAAGCAAUCGAGUGAUAGUACUUAGCACUCAUUUUAUGGAUGAAGCUGACAUUCUUGCUGAUAGGAAAGCUGUGAUAUCACAAGGAAUGCUGAAAUGUGUUGGAUCGUCUUUGUUUCUGAAAAGUAAAUGGGGAAUUGGCUACCGACUAAGCAUGUACAUAGACAAGCAUUGCAUCACAGAAUCUCUUUCAUCACUGGUUAAGCAGCAUAUUCGUGGAGCUAACUUAUUACAACAGAACGACCAGCAACUUGUCUAUAGCUUACCUUUUAAAGACAUGGAUAAAUUUUCAGGCUUGUUUUCUGAUCUAGAGACACAUUCUAAUUUGGGAGUUAUUUCUUAUGGAGUUUCCAUGACAACUUUGGAAGAUGUGUUCCUAAAGCUGGAAGUUGAAGCAGAAAUUGAUCAAGCUGAUUAUAGUAUAUUUAGCCAGCAGCAGUCAGAGGAAGAAACAGAUUCAAAAUCUUUUGAUGAAAUGGAGCAAAGUCUGCUUAUACUCUCUGAAACCAAAACAUCCACAGUAAGCACUAUGACUCUUUGGAAGCAGCAAGUGUGUAUGAUAACGAAACUUCAUUUCCUUACUUUGAAACGUGAAAGUAAAUCAUUGAGAUCUGUGUUGCUCCUGCUUUUAAUUUUUCUUGCUGUUCAGGUUUUCAUGUUUUUGGUUCAUCAUUAUUUUAAGAAUACUGUUGCUCCCAUCAAACUUACUCCAGACUUAUAUUUUUUGAAACCUGGAGAGAAAGCUCACAAAUACAAAACAGGUCUUCUUCUUCAAAAUUCAACUGAUACUGAUAUUGAUGAUCUCUUGAGUUUCUUCACAAGUCAGAACAUCUUGGUGAAUGUGUUAAAUGUCAGUGACUAUGUAUCUGCUGCUCCUCACAGUGCAGCUUUAAAUGUAAUGCAUUCAGGAAAGGAUUACAUAUUUGUAACUGUUUUCAAUAGUACUAUGAUUUAUUCUCUACCAGUUUUGAUGAAUGUUAUUAGCAAUUCUAUUCUUUAUCAUUUAAAUGUAACAGAAAAUAUCCAGAUCUGGAGCACACCAUUCUUUCAAGAAAUUACCGACAUAGUUUUUAGAAUUGAGCUGUAUUUUCAAGCAGCUUUGCUUGGAAUCAUUGUGACUGCGAUGCCACCCUACUUUGCCAUGGAAAAUGCAGAAAAUCAUAAGAUCAAAUCAUAUACCCAACUGAAGAUCUCAGGUCUUUUUCCAUCUGCUUAUUGGACUGGACAAGCUAUAAUUGACUUCCCCUUAUUUUUUGUUGUUCUUGUUUUGAUGCUAGGAAGUUUAUUUGCAUUUCACUAUGGAGUUUAUUUUUAUGCUUUGAAGUUCCUUUCUGUGGUUUUUUGCCUUAUUGGUUAUGUACCAUCUGUUAUUCUUUUUACCUAUGUCGCAUCUUUCACCUUCAGAAAAGUUUUAAAUACUAAAGAGUUUUGGUCAUUUAUCUACUCAGUGACAGCCUUGAUUUCCAUUGCAGUCACUGAAAUAACUUUCUUUAUGAGAUACUACACAGUAACAACUGCCCUUCAUUAUAUCCUCUGCAUAACCAAUCCAAUCUACCCACUCUUAGGGUGCCUGAUUAGUUUUAUAAAGAUUUCAUGGAAGAAUGUACAAAAAAAUGAAAACAGUUAUAAUCCAUGGGACCGACUUUUAAUAGCUGUUUUAUCGCCUUAUUUGCAAUGUGUUGUGUGGAUAUUCUUACUACAGUAUUUUGAGAAGAAAUAUGGAGGCAGAUCAGUAAGAAAAGAUCCAUUUUUCAGAACCUUUUCGACUAAACUCAAAAGUAGGAAGUUUGUGGAAGUACCAAAUAAUGAAGAUGAAGAUGAUGAUGUUAAAGCUGAAAGAUUAAAAGUUAAAGAAAUGAUGACUUGCCAAUGCUGUGAAGAGAAACCAGCUAUUUUGGUUAGCAGUUUACAUAAAGAAUAUGAUGAGAAGAAAGAUUUUCUUCUUACAAGAAAAAGAAAGAAAGUGGCAACUAAACAUGUUUCUGUGUGUGUAAAGAAGGGAGAGAUACUAGGAUUGUUGGGACCAAAUGGUGCAGGGAAAAGCACGCUUAUUAAUAUGCUUGUUGGUGAUAUUGAACCAACUUCGGGCCAGGUUCUUCUAGGAGAUUAUUCCUCAGAUCUGGCUGCUAAAGAUGAUGAUUCUGUUAAGUACAUAGGAUAUUGUCCUCAAACAAAUCCACUUUGGCCAGAUAUUACAUUGCAAGAGCACUUCGAAAUAUAUGGAGCUGUGAAAGGAAUGAAUAGAAGUGAUGUGAAAGAAGUCAUAAAAAGAAUCACAAAUGCACUUGAUUUAAAAGAACAUCUUCAGAAAACUACAAAGAAAUUGCCUGCUGGAAUAAAACGAAAGUUGUGUUUUGCACUAAGCAUGCUUGGAACUCCCCAGAUUACUUUGUUAGAUGAACCAUCUACUGGUAUGGAUCCUAAAGCCAAGCAGCAUAUGUGGAGAGCAAUUCGUGCUGCAUUUAAAAACAAAAGGCGUGCAGCCAUCUUGACUACACAUUAUAUGGAAGAAGCCGAGGCGGUUUGUGAUAGAGUGGCAAUUUUGGUAUCUGGACAGUUAAGAUGUAUUGGCACUGUACAACACCUAAAGAGUAAAUUUGGCAGAGGCUACUUUUUGGAAAUUAAAUUAAAGGACUGGAUGGAAAAUCUGGAAGUGGAACAGCUUCAAAGACAAAUUCACUAUAUUUUUCCAAAUGCAAUUCGUCAGGAAAGUUUUUCUUCUAUUUUGGCUUAUAAAAUUCCUAAAGAAGAUGUACAGUCUCUUGCACAGUCUUUUUCUAAGCUAGAAGAAGCUAAACAUACUUUUAGUAUUGAGGAAUACAACUUUUCUCAAGCAACUUUGGAACAGGUUUUUGUAGAACUCACUAAAGAACAGGAGGAAGAAGAUAACAGUUGCGGAACUUUAAAUAGCACUCUUUGGUGGGAAAGAACCCAGGAAGACAGAGUUGUAUUUUGAACUCUUACCUUUCAAAUCCUCUGAGAGGAUUUUUUUUUUCCUUCCACUUCAUAUUAUUUUUAUAUUGUUUUAAGAUCAAACUUUUUAACAUGUCCUGUGAACCAUGAAAACAUUUGGGUCAUAGGAAAUGGUCAUAUCACUGCAUUUCCAGAAUUCUUUAAUUGAAGUACUAUGUUACUGUGUUUUGGUUUUCUUUUGUGUAGCUAAUCGUAUUUUAGUAUUACUAUCUAAAGGAUAUUUAAUUCCGACUUGUAUUUUGAGAGAAGUAUUUACUUUUCUCAUUCCUCAGCUUUUACGAACAGUGUUUUUCUAUUUACAUUUUCACUAAUAGUGGAAGAUAUUUUUUUUAGUUCUUUUACAUUGAAUUUUUAUGUUUUUUUGGGGGGAAAAGUCCACCUCCAGAAAAUAAGCUUAUUAUAUUGCAGCAUAUUAAUAAAUAAAGAUAUAAACUGGCAUAUAGGUGAGAGAGUAAAAGGAUACUAUAAACUUUUAUUUCUCUCAGUUUUUAGAAUUAAAUCCUCACAAAAAGCUGCCAAUUGCAGGUUGUCUUAACAAAAAAAAAAAAAAAAAAAAACAGUUGAAAAGAUCUCUGAAAUAGAAGCUCAUAUUAAAAAAAAAAAUAUGUCCACUAGAUGGCAACCAGAAUGAAUGGUUUUACUUCAGGUUCUUUUAAGUACUUUAGGUUAGAAAAAUAUUCAUUGUAUUUUCAAGCUAAUUUAAUUGAUUUCUGUUUUAGUGUAUUUUCUGUGUGGGGCUACUGAUAUUUCUUGGCCAUUAUAAAUUAUAUUUAUUAUAUUAUAUGAUUUAGCUGAUACUCUUUUUCUGCUGCAUAGCUGUCUGGAAUAGAGAAACUGCUAGGCUGGGAUAAUUCAGUUUUUUGUUUUUAGAUAGAGUAUUUUCUCCUUUAUUUAGUAUGGAAGGGUAUGCAUAUUUGCUUUUUGAGGACGUGGAAGGAGAAAGAUUAGGCUUGUUAAUAUUUGUUAGCAUUUUGACUUCACAGACAAUCCUUAUUUGGGAUUUUAACCAUAAUUGGCUGGAUUUAUUAUAGAUCAGAACCAAUGAUAGAAGUUAUUGUCUAUGGUAAGAGACAAAGCAGAUUUUUAUUAUUUUCCAGAGCUAAAGUAUGACAAGAUUAAUAUAAGCUAUGAUUUACCACAAUUAUUUCAUAUAAUAAAAUUUCAGAUAUGUUAUACAGAUAUCAGGCAAUAUGAUCUUCCCAUUAGCUGCUUAAAUCUUAUUAAUUUAAAUUAGACACUGCCUAGUUCCACCAAUAAUUGUAGAUAGUACUGAAAGGCAAUUUAUGGUAUGAUGCACAAUAUAUGUGAUCACAACAUAAGAAGACCAGAAGCACAAAAAUAACAGCUUGAAAAGACACAUUAGAGUGAUUAUUUAUAUAAUAAAGUGUUAUUCAUUUUAAAAUGAUUUAUUUCUGGCCUCCUUUAAAUAUCAAGUUUACUAAUGCAUUUUUAGUUGACUUAAGAAAAUUAGAUUUACAGCAAACUUUUAAGGAACAUAUUUGUAUUAAUGCUGUUUACAUCCAUAGCAAAUAGACAGAAAUAUGUUAAUGACUAAGAGUGUCCCUGUUUUAUUUUUUGUAUCAGUCAUCUUGAUGAUCUUCCCAGCUGAUGCUUGGUGAAAGGAAACCUCAGUGAGCUUACUGUUCAUUUUGGUUAUUUCUACCCCAGCUAUCUCUUAUUGCUAAUUAGUUAAAAAAUAAUGACUUUGGAUAUAAUUUUUCCUCAGUAAAGAACUACAGCCUUGAAUUUUUGUUGUUCCCUAACAUAUUUUGUAUUCAAGAUUGCUAAAAUUCCUUAUUGUUACAAGGUUUUCCCAAGGUAAUAGGGAAUAUAAUUGAUUUCUUUAUUUGAGACUCUCGUCUCUUGCCUUGUUCUUUUUUUUCUUUUUUUGACUUAGGCAUUGUUCAUUUCUGUACUGGCAGCAUGAACUUGAGUAACACUAUUGCCAGUUGAAAGGCAGGUUUAAAAUGAAAUGGCUUGCUUUCCUAGAUAAAUUCAUAAAUAAAUAUUUCAUGGUUGAAAGAAAUCAUUGUUGAAGAGCCUUAAUAUCAUUGAAUACCAAAAAUCAUUGUAAUACAUAAGGCUGAUUCUUUUUAAAAGGUUGAGAAGAAGUAUCUCACUUGAGGGUAUUUUUAAUCAUUGGACAUGAAAUAAAUCAUAACGAACAGUUAUCAAAUUAUAUCUAUAUUUGAAAAAAAACAACUAAGCAGAGAGAAGUUGAACCCUUGAUAAAAUCUAUUCACAUUGAGAAAAUUCAAUUUAAAUUUUAGGUAAAACAUACAUUGUACAGAAGAUUACAUGGAUUUUUUUUAUAUCAAAUAAUUUUAUUUUGGUAUGUAUAAAUGUAUAGCAUGGUAAGUUAGUUGAUGUUCUGUUAUACUUAAGUACAGAUUCUUGUACAAGUUUGGUGGUUAGUGAACAUUGCAUUUUUCAUGAUGUUUAUCUCUGGAGCACCUAUUCCCAUCCCCGCCCCUAAUAGAUUGUCAGAGAUAAAGACUGAUUCUAUGCUUCCUUGGUAACAUAUUUUUGUUUUUUUAUUCUUAUCCAAGUUGAAUGUGUGGCUAAUAUAGUCUUUAAAAAAAAAAAAAGGACCAGUUUCAAUAUAUUAAUAUAUAUAUAUAUAGUAGAACAUAUUAAUGAAACAAUACUUCAGUGCACCAUCCAGAAAUAUUUAUAUGAUAGAGACCUAAAUGUUACAAAAAUAUUUAAGAUACUAAAUUAAAUGCUUUGAAAAUAUAAUUUCUGAUGUCUCUUAAAAAAGAAUAUUAUAUGUGUCUUUAGCCCAAAAGGUGGUUUAAAAAAUGACAUCCACUUCACUCAGGAUAUUUUUUUAAAGCACAAGUAAGUUAUUGGACAAGGUCAUCUCUUUGUAAAAAUUAUAAAUUGAGAUGUGAGGAGCGAUAGAUAAUAUUUAUAGUAACUAAAAUUAUAUAAUUAAGUUUAUGGGAACGUGUUUCAUUAGAUUUGUCUCAAAAGAAAAGUUGUCAGAUUUUCAUAUUGGCAUUUUGCUUUUAAGCCUGGAAUCCUUCCUUAAAUUCUUUUGACUUUAAUAAGUUUAUAGUAAAAAUUUGAUAAGCAUAGGAAUAUUUUUACUCAGCAUUUCAUAUUAAUUUUAUUCUGUUGUGUUUAUACUAAACAUACUCCAUACAUUUUUUAAAAUUUCAUGAGAGCCUUGAGAUAAGUGGUAACUACGUAUGAAUUAUGGCAUUGAUUUUGAACAAAUGGAAAUAGUUAAUGCUUUUUAUGGUUUUGAUCUUAACAACAUCUUGCCACCUGACUAUUUUUCCUUUCCUUGACCUAAAUUAGUAAACUUGCCUUUCAAAGUGAAAGCCUUUAUUUUUAUAUGCACAUAUUUUAUUUUUAUUUUAUAAUUGUCGAUCUCUUAUUUUAACAGAAGAAAAAAAAUUAUUUAGUGAAAAGGCAUGAAUGUGAAUUAACAUUGUAAAUAUCCAUCUUUAUAUUUUUUGGUCUGAGAGAGAAUACACAUGUAUUCUUUUCUUUUUGAUGACUGUAACAAUUUGCUUUUUAAUACAAGUGGAAAAAUUUUCUCAGGCUAAUGUUUCAUUUCUUUAUAAAGGUAUAACUUUGGCACAUGUCAUUUGUCGUUGCUUUAAGCAUGUGAGCAGCACCUUUAUAAAGGGGAAAUGCAACACAAACGAAUAUCUAGUUUUAAAAAGCAAUUUAUCUUUCCCAAUUACUGCUUUUUAAUAACACAAGCUAUUGUCUUCACUUAAAAAGGCUAUGGAACAAACUUUUGAGAACUUGAGCUACAGUUUUGUUACCUACACUGCUAAUUGUCUUAAAUUUUCAUACAAAUAUAUAAUUUCUUUUUAUUUUGGAGAGUUUAGAUAUGUCAUGCUCUAAAAUUGGUCUAAUGUGAGGCAAACCUCAUUUUUCAGUACUACAUCAUUUUCUGGUAUACUUAAAGAAUGUUUGAUGCUUCAGCCUGGUACAGUUUUUAAUGGAAAUAUCAUUACCUUUUAAUAAAAGAUAGUGAGAUGAUGACCAUUUCAUUUGAUCACACUGAAUUUGAGAAAGAUAUUUAAGAUACCAAACUAAGUGCUUUGAAAAUAUGACUUCUGAUGUUAACCUAUUAAAGAGUGAAUAUUAUAAUUCA